Molecule: messenger RNA, 1686 nt
Organism: Rosa chinensis
Lineage: Eukaryota; Viridiplantae; Streptophyta; Magnoliopsida; Rosales; Rosaceae
Product: protein DETOXIFICATION 40
Exons: 7
Coding region: 39-1592 (517 amino acids)
Biological process (GO): xenobiotic detoxification by transmembrane export across the plasma membrane
Cellular component (GO): membrane
Molecular function (GO): xenobiotic transmembrane transporter activity; antiporter activity
Source: RefSeq, a predicted model, not a curated record
CCCACUGCAGCACAUAUCCAUCACAAACACUACAAUAUAUGGGUUCUCAAGAAGAGCUCCACCAACCCAUCUUAAGCUCCGUACCAGAACCCGAACCCGAAUCCGAAUCAGUAGCCUCUGCUAGUCAUGGCGAGGAGUCAUCUCUACUUGAGAAGGUACUAUCCGACACCCAGUUGCCGUGUUUCAAGAGGCUCCGAUUGGCCACAUGGAUUGAACUCAAGCUCCUCUUCCGCCUUGCUGCUCCUGCCGUCUUCGUUUACGUCAUCAACAACACUAUGUCACUUUCUACACGUGUCUUCGCCGGCCACCUGGGUAAUCUCGAGCUUGCAGCUGCCUCCCUCGGCAAUAGCGGCAUCCAACUCUUUGCCUACGGCCUCAUGUUAGGUAUGGGAAGCGCGGUGGAGACUCUAUGUGGGCAAGCCUACGGUGCCCACAAGUACGACAUGUUAGGCAUAUAUCUCCAAAGAGCAACCAUAGUCCUAACCAUCACCGGACUUCCACUUCUUGCAGUCUUCAUCCUAUGCAAGCCCUUAUUGCUUUUAAUCGGAGAAUCAUCAGCCUUAGCCUCUGCAGCCGCAGUUUUCGUCUACGGUCUGAUCCCACAAAUCUUCGCUUACGCUGUCAAUUUUCCAAUCCAAAAGUUUCUCCAGGCCCAGAGAAUUGUUCUUCCAAGUGCCUACAUAUCUGCGGCUACGCUUGGGGUGCAUUUGUUGCUAAGUUGGGUGGCUGUAUACGAGUUAGGUUGGGGGUUGAUUGGUGCCUCGUUGGUUUUGAGCUUGUCCUGGUGGAUCAUUGUAAUUGCUCAGUUCGUCUACAUUUUGACAAGUAGCAAAUGUAAGCAGACAUGGAGUGGGUUUAGUUUGCAGGCGUUUUCGGGGUUGUGGGAGUUCGUGAAGUUAUCGGCUGCAUCGGCUGUGAUGUUGUGCUUGGAGGUGUGGUACUUUCAGGUGCUAGUGUUGAUUGCUGGCUUACUAAAGGACCCUGAGCUUGCUUUGAACUCUUUGGCUGUAUGCAUGGCGAUAAAUGGAGUACUGUUCAUGGUUUCAGUUGGAUUUAACGCAGCUAUAAGUGUGCGAGUAAGCAAUGAGCUAGGUGCUGGGAAUCCAAAGUCGGCAGCAUUCUCGGUUGUGAUAGUAACACUAGUGUCGUUGGCUAUUGCUAUAGUUGAAGCCGUCAUUGUGCUGUCGCUCCGCGAUGUAAUCAGUUACGCCUUUACCAGUGGCGAAACUGUUGCCGAAGCAGUCUCUAAACUCACUCCGUAUUUGGCCGUCACUCUAAUCCUUAAUGGGAUUCAACCUGUUCUCUCUGGGGUGGCUGUUGGGUGUGGAUGGCAAGCCUUUGUGGCAUAUGUGAAUGUGGGAUGCUACUAUGUGGUUGGAAUCCCAUUAGGCUGUCUUCUGGGAUUUAAGUUCGAUCUUGGUGCUCAGGGAAUAUGGUCGGGGAUGAUAGGAGGAACAUUGAUGCAGACCAUCAUCUUAUUGUGGGUAACAUUUCGUACGGACUGGAUUAAAGAGGUGGACACGAGUAAAAAGCGUUUGGAAAAAUGGGAUGACUCUAAUAAACAGCAGCAGCAACCUCUUCUCAAAAGUUGAUCAAUCAAAUUGAUCGAAGGCACAAGUUUCCAACAAUAACAGUUUGCUAAUCAACUUGAUUUGAUUAGUAUAACCCCAACCCCACACCCCCCCC